AUGGCAAGACCCGACUCACACACUAUCGACAGGGAGAUAGAGAUCAUUGUUGCACAGCUCGCUGUCUUGCAACGUCGGGAGGAUGAUUUCACUCGCAUACUCACUGACAUGACCCGACUACGGGAUUCGGUCCAGGUAGAGAAGGCCGUGCUGAACUCGAGGGUUGCGCAGCUUCAAAGCCAGAAAAUCCCUAUCAACUGGCUCCCAUCGGAACUCUUGAUCCAGAUCUUUCUCGUCUUUGUUGCAGAGGAGACGACCGCUCGCCUUCCGUACAAUCCAGCUCCAUUGGUCAUCUCCCACAUAUGCCACAAGUGGCGCCAACUCUCGCUCACUUCGUCGCAACUCUGGUCGUUCAUCUCCUAUAGAUGCGUUGCUUUCAAACUACCGCCGCUACAGGCCUUUAUAGAUCGCUCAGGAAGCACAGAAAUCACCUUCACCUUCGUCUCACCGUUGGACGGUGUGAUGCAAAAUGCUGCGGAAAUGGCUGUUACCGAACGUAAUACUUCGGAGGGACUCAUUCAGGUCUUAGGGCCCCAUUUCUCUCGAGUGCGAUCUAUCACAUUUAAGUGCCACUUCGCGGCGUCCAUGCUACCGGUGUUCUCCACUAUGCACAAGAGAAGUUUUCCUAAACUCCGUUAUCUUGAUCUUGCGCUCUGUUCCCAAGACCCCAGUGCUAUUCGACUACCCCACCUACCCACGAACGAAAUGCCUAGUGAGAAUGAGACAUGGACAGACAGCGUCCUCGCUGAUCUACGGUUAGAACAAGUACCACCUGCAAGACUACCAUCCUACUUGUUGCGGACUGUGCAGGUCCUCGAGCUCUCAUAUCCACCACGGCGAACUGCCACCGCUAGGCAGGGACUUUUCAUACAAACGAUGUCAGAGAUGGUCCAGUUGCUACACCAGACUCCCCGGCUCCAUGAGCUGAUCAUAACGGGAGUGAGCUUUUAUUGGGACAUUACUCAGACAGAUCUUCAGGUCGCUCGUCUCCCGGAGGGUAGUAUACCCGUCAAUGCGGUUGAAAUUCUCACAUUGAGGCGCCUUCAUUGGAAGUUUGCAUAUCCCAGAGAUAUUUAUCCCUUCUUGUCCUUUCUGGUGUUACCUCGCCUGGAACACUUCGAUCUUCUGAUCGCACAGCCUCCCACGAAGCGUUAUGAAGUCUCUCACUUCCGCGGAAAUCAUAUUCACAACCAGGAUUCUUUCACACAUGCGGGGCCGCUCUCAAAUACCGUGACACUAAACGUGCUGAAGGAACUUAACAUCAGCUGCCACAGCGAAGAUACGCUUGGUUCAUCGCUCAGGCAGCUUCUGUUUCCCUCUCUUGAGAAGCUUGACAUCGCGUUCGUGGGACAACAUUUACGCAAGGAAUCCGGUCUACCCGUAUUGUCUCGUCUGGAGUCUAUCUUUAGAGAUCCACGCCUUCCUCACCUCACCCACCUUACACUCUCUCACUUCGAUAUCCCACCUGGCCAUGGCAAAGCCACUCUGGCGUACAUGCCCUGCAUAAUUUCCCUUACGCUCGGAGGAUGCACUGGGGUAGAUGAGGUGUUGAAAGCGCUUGGGGAGUCAUAUGGCUCUGUUCCAGGUGGGCGAGGCAGCUGUGCACCGAGAACGUGUGGAGUACGCAUUUGCCCGCGAUUAGAAGAACUGGUUCUUUGGAGUUGCAACGACUUCCAUUUCGAAUCUUUGUUCUCGGUGGUACAUGCCAGGUCAGGUGAAGCUGAUGUAGGCGUGGUCGGGGUGGAUGUGGCCUCGGCUGUCUUGGGUCGAAAGAUACGCCCCUUGAAGAAGCCUCGCAAUGCUAAGGACAGCACGAUACACGUUGUCGAUCCUGGGUCACAUACUGUUUCAGGCGCCAUAUCCACUCUUAUCCCAAUCGAAGAGGCCUUGCAUCCCACAGGCAUUACGUGCAUCCACUUGGAAGAUUGCCCACCAAUCAGUGAAGACCAGGUGUUAUCCCUAGAAAGACUCGGGGCAGUGGUUACAUUGCGGUGA
Molecule: messenger RNA, 1995 nt
Organism: Pisolithus orientalis
Lineage: Eukaryota; Fungi; Basidiomycota; Agaricomycetes; Boletales; Pisolithaceae
Exons: 1
Coding region: 1-1995 (664 amino acids)
Source: RefSeq, a predicted model, not a curated record